This is a messenger RNA of Lathyrus sativus (Indian pea), 474 nucleotides long. NCBI's taxonomy places the organism in Eukaryota, Viridiplantae, Streptophyta, Magnoliopsida, Fabales, Fabaceae. The record is from the annotation of a GenBank genome assembly.
AUGAGGAAAACUGGGAAAGAACAAAAACAGAACAAGAUUGUGAGAAUAAUAACAACACCGAUAAGAGUACUAGGUAAAGCCAAAGACAUGUACGUAAGAAGCAUAACAAAGUGCGGGAACAACAUGAAUUACAGCAAACCAGUAGAUUCUACUGGAAGAUUCCAGAAUCUACCAAGAAGUUACAGCGCGGUAACAACCAGAUCUGCUGGUGCUGGUGAUAGCGAGGAUUUUGUUGACUUAAUGAGAGCUGCUUCAGCUAGAACUUUGGUUAACCGGAUUGAUAUGGAUUUGGUUCUCAAGCAAGAACCCGUUUCAACGAACGGGUUACCAAAAUCCGUUAGUGUUGGAAUGGGUCGGAUUGAUGAAGAAAGGGCUAGUGAUAUGGGUGAAGGUGUUGGUGAUGUUGUUGUUGUGGGAAAUUCUUAUCCAAGAAGUAGAAGCUAUGCUGUUGGAAACAGAAAUGCUGUUUUGUGA